AUGGACCGAGAAAUUCAGGUGAGAGCAAAAAUUAGUGAAGCAGCAAAAUUUUACAGAACCGAGCUGGUCAGUCAUGCAUUUUAAAUCGCUCUGAGUCCACCGCCACACAAACAUUAGAUGAUAGACCUGUGAUCACCUGGGACCAGGUUGUACGGUGGGAGAAAAAGGCAAAAAACGGGCUGAAACACCAAAGCAAAAAAAAAUCGGCGAGCGAAGCGGUGAAAUGGGGAGGAGAAAAGGACAGCGCUACCCUUUCCCCUGCUUAGACUACCGCUCGCCUCGCUUCGCUCGCCGAUGUUUUUUCCUUUUUAAGUCAAUGCGGAUCCUUGUCCCAGGCUAGAAUGAGAGCAAUAACAACUGUCUUGAGUCGAACAGGCGACUAAAAAAAUCAGUCUAAAUUUUUUUUAAAAAAUGAAAACUUAACUAAAACUGUACUUUUAUUUCCAAAGAACUUGGCUCCUUAUGUCUUUUCCUUCCAUAAACAAUAAAACGGAGAGCGAGACUGGGGAGGACGUGUGAGGCUCUUGAGCUACGCUUGAAACCAAAAUUGAUAAAAAAAAAACCGACUGUUUUACAGUCUACCGUCGUCCCGAAUGGCUGCCCAUGCAUGUUCUGCGAGGAUUGGAUAAUCAAAGCCCAUGGAAACUUUUCUUUUUAUUCUGACAAUUGCAGGCCCUCAAAACCAGGUUAAAUGGCGCCCACAUGCAGUGUGAAGACCAGCUCACACCUUGGGCCGCAAAGUCCGAUGCGCCCAUCAUGUUUUUAGACCGACAAAACGUAGAGUGCGCAGGAGGAAAGUUCUUGGCCAGAUUUCACCUCACCAGGCAGGCUUUUGAUGACGACUCCUAUGUUGGCUACGAGUACCGCUGCUGCCAGUUCAUUCUGUAAGGGUGCGACCCAGAUUUGCCCAGUCAGCAGUUGUUAUAACUUUACGUAGUAACAAGUAAAAAUAUAAAACUGAAAUAAAAUCAUACAGCUCAGUUAAGUAUUUGGCUAUUUGAUGGUUAUCAACAGGAGCCAUAAUCGGGGUAGGAGACCUUAACUGGUUACCUUCUCCAGUGAUCGGGCUGGUUCCAACAAAAUAGCCAAAUGUGCUACUUUUAGCACAAAUUGACCCAUCUCGUUUGACACGCGCGCGCGUUUUUCAGCGAGGGCGCCGCGCAAAGGGUGAGCAAACAAAAUGGCGUUGGAAAUUACCCGGUAGGAGAUGAAUUAAUUCAUUUCUGUUAUCAUUCCCAAUUCCCAAUUUGAGGCAAGACCUUGGGGAUCACCUCUUUGUCAAUAACUCUGAAUAUGAGGACUGUGAAUGUAAUCCUGAUCAUAUUAAUCAUCUAAGUGAGAGUGUUUUUGACAAAUCCGGAUACGAAGAGAUGUCGGAGAUCCGUGUGCGAUGA
Molecule: messenger RNA, 1394 nt
Organism: Porites lobata
Lineage: Eukaryota; Metazoa; Cnidaria; Anthozoa; Scleractinia; Poritidae
Source: the annotation of a GenBank genome assembly